AUGGCACAAUCAAGCGACAGUUUGGAUUUCUCAGGACUUUAUAAAUUAGAUGUAUUGAUUCAUUUGGACAUUACUGCUUAUAGUUUUUAUGAAGUGGGCCUAAAGAAAUUUUUGGCAUUUUCCAGUGAUAAAGAAUUAAUAUUUUUUUACAUUGAUGCACAAACAGAGAGAUUUGAAAGGAAUUAUGAUUGGGAUUUUAAAGACAAUCCCGUGCAUUGUAUGAGCUUUGAACCAAGUGGAACUUGGCUUCUUAUUUUAAGUGACCAGAAAGUACUUCUUGUUCCCUUUCUCCCCCUUUUUAUACCCCAAAACACCUUUGAUCAUAAAUGGUCUUUGUCAAGUGUUACAGUUCUCCCUAUUGUUAAUAUAUAUAAACCUACUUCAGUUGUCUGGUGGCUGACAAAAGAAUCCGAAAAUAUAUUAAUUAUAGGAACAAAGACUGGGACUAUAACAUUUUAUUCUCUAGAAUCUCAAUCAGUAGUUGGUGAAUGUAAGGUUUCAGGGGAAAUAAUUGAUUUGCAAAUGUGUUUUGAUGAUUCCUUAGAUUUAUUAGCCUUAUUGAUUUCCAAAAAUAAGUCACAGCAUUGGAAGCUUGUAUUGGAACACAGAUCAUUUGGAUAUAAUUGGCUAAAUCAAAUGCGAUUGCAACAAGAUAAGGAUAAGAGAGACAGCUUCAUGUCUUACAUAAUACAACUGUCCAAAGAUCAAAUCACUUUUUUUACCCAAGGUGGAUCUAAGGAUGGUAAGUCACACACUGUGGAAUAUCAUUUAAAACCUACUGAAUAUUUGCCUUCAUUCCGCAAAGAUACAAACAAUUGGGCUUUAACUGCACAGUAUGUUAAUGGAAGACAUUUUCUCACAGCAUUUGAGUUAAAUGAAGGAACCCUCAUUCUCGAAAGUCCUGAUGAAGACAUUCCAUCCAGGGUUUUAAGGCCUCGCAUAAAAAAAGAAGGAACAUACAUUCAGGGUCUUUGGUCACAGAGACUUGUUUAUUUAAUCAGGAAGAAUGAAUUGGAAGUCCACAGUGCAAGCUUUUCAGUCAUACAAGGAGAAGCUUUAUUGGGUGCCAAAAGGGAAUUCUCCGAGCUUUGGUCCGCCGAGUUGAUAGGCGACGUGCGUCGUGCGCACCUCAUGUCGGCGAGAGAACCGCCGGCCAUAACGGGCGGAUGGCGGGAACCGACCUUCCUGUGCGACUUACAACUGCCCCGGUUCAGUCUGGAACCCUGCUUGAUCAUCACUGAUUGCGGAGCGUACAUUCUGAACACUGUUUGUGAUCCGUGCGAGUGGUUGGUCGGCAUAAUGACACGGGGCGGGGCGGGCGCGGAGCAGGCCGCUGCCGCACUCGGCGCGCCGCUGCCCGCCCUAUUACGAGCCGCGGCGGACCUGCUCCUGUCGCGGGGCAAGGUCGCGCCGGCGCACUAUCUGUACUCGCUCUCCCAGAGUCAACCGGAUGGUUGGGUGGCACGCCUGGGUAUAUUCGGCCGCCUCCACGAAUUGUCUAUGUACAAACAAACGGGAAAUGAAGCCAGCCUCGGGAAUGCCGCUAUUACGCUGAAACUGUUGGCUUUACUGCUUAAAAUGGCCACUAAUCACGUGGAGAAACUCGAACCGGAUGUUAAAUUCACAUCACUGACUACUAAGGAACUAUCAGAGCUAUCUUCAAUAGCCGCAGCAAUUGGCCUUUGGGAAGAAUUACCAAAGUUCAGCGUUCACCGUGGCCAACCAAACUUAAUACUCGCCGCUGUUAAAGUGAGAAAAGACAUAUGCAGAGGAACACUGAAUUAUUUACUGGAUCAAACAUGUCUUGUGCCACUGUUGCUAGAGGAAAAUCCAAAGUGGCUUUUUGAUUUUCUUGUAGAGCGAUGCAACAAGUUCGAUACGAUAAUUCUGAAGCGUAUUUGUUUAUGGCUGAAUCCGUUACAAGAUCAAUUGCGACCGCUUAUACGCGAUAUGCAGCAAGGGAUUACGACAGUUUAUACUUCAAGAAUGCUACAAUUGAUAGCUACUUUCAUGCACGUCGCUUGCGAAUUCGAAACGAGGCAUCCAUGCCCUGAUAUACACUUAGAGGUGACACAAAACGCGGAUACUUGGAAGAAUCAAUUUGUACAAAGAAGGUCCAUCAGUUGUGGCUUAUCACAUUGGUCAGUAGCAGAUGACGGAAACGCCAAAAUAAUGAUGACGAACACUCCGAUAAACACGGAUAUUAUUGGGCGGGUCAUUGAUGUCGCCUGCGGAAGACAUCACACUUUAGUUCUUACCGAAAACGGGGUGUACUCAGCAGGCGACAAUUCAUACGGCCAGUUAGGCGUGGGUACUUCUUGGCCGGGUGCCAUCGGAGACGCGGCUAGUAGUGCGGGAUCACUGUUCCACGUACCGUUCCAGUGGACGGCGCCUUCAGUAGGCGUGGCGUGCGGGCAUUACCACUCCGCUGUCAUAGACGCGGGCGGACGACUUUAUACUUGGGGAUGGGGCGUUCAUGGUCAACUCGGCCUCGGCAGUAUAGAUGACGAACACAGUCCAAAAAUGGUCACGAAGUUUCAAGGAAGGAAGGUCCUGUCAGUGGGUUGCGGGGCUUGCCAUACCGUGGUGUUGAUGAAGAACGGCGAAGUGUGGGCGUGCGGCGCUGCCGUGUUCGGCCAGUUAGGCUCCGGCAGUCGCGAGAAGAGUUCCUUACCGGUACGAGUUGUGUUACCGGAGGCGAUCGAAACUAUAGCUGUGGGGUAUUUCCAUACUUUGGCACUGACGUCCAAAGGCCAGCUGUAUACGUGGGGCGCUAGUCCGCAACAAGUGCGGGCCUCGAAUGCUCGUCGCGCCUCGUCCCCUACCGAGCCCGCCUGCGACCCUCCCCUCGACCCGCACCUCGUGCCCGCGCCAGUAGACACGCACUACGUCCGCGGCCGCAUCCUGCAGAUGGCAGCUGGUUGGCAUCAUUCGUGCUUGAUUGACAAUUUUGGUUCUUUAUACACAUGGGGAUUGAACUUCGAUGGACAAUUAGGUAGCGGGGAUCGUAAACAAGUACUUAUACCCACCGAGGUGCGAAUCAAUGACGAUUCUCAACCGACCAAAAUCAAUCCGAAGACACCGGACAUAGAGAACAAAGACUUCCAAAGUAAAGCACUCGUUGCUUGCGGCGGUGACUUCACCGUGUACGUUAACGACGACGGCCGUAUAUACGCCUCAGGGAAUCAUCAGCAGGUCAACAGCGAGAAAGAAAAGGGCAGUAAUCGCGUUAUAAUGAUGAAAACCACUAAACGUGUUAUUAAGAUUCCGGCAAAUCGAAACGGUAACAAGUUUCUGUUCCAGUACGUUGAUAGAAUAGACAUAAUGUUUCCAUUCGACAUCGACGGUUCUCAAAGAAAACCCAUUGAGAACAGACAGAAUCCCCUGACGAGCUUAAACGAUUUCAAUAGAAAAUCAUGGGCAGAUGACCUCAUUUUAUUGCUAAAGCCAUGGAUAAAUGAAAAGGAUUUAAUAGGAAACUUGAAUAUGUCCGCAAAAUUCGCCUUCCACUGCAAUGUCUUUUCGAAUUGUUUAAAAUUGCUCUUGGAAAACUUGAAGACCGUCCCAAAAGAUGACUGCUUGUAUCUCAAUCAUACAGAUGUCGAUGAAGAUUUUGACAAAGAAGUAGACCACGUUAAAAUUAAUGACGAUUUCAAAAUUACCAUAUCAAAUGUAGUGUCGAAACGAAUCAAAGAAGUGUCACUAAGCAUCUUGAAUGAAGCACCCUAUCCUGAGAUAGGUACAGCUAUGUUUCAAACACUACCUUGUUGUUGUGACGAAUUCAAGUAUCUACCCAAGGAACUUAAUCCUAAUUAUGUUGUAAAUAUUACGGAACGCAACUUGUCGGUGAAAGCAGCCAGUAUCAUAGACAAAUGUAUGACUAUUUUCCCGGUCGACACAAAACUUUGGGAAACUUGUUUCAAACUGUCCAAAGACUAUUUCAUAGACAACAAUUUGUCUAUACCAGAUUUAGAGUCGGUGCUUCGUAAAUACAUGGAAAGUAACGCAACGACAAUGGCAGCUGCUAUAAUGUAUUCAAAUGAUUGUAUGCAGUAUAGCGAAAUUUUGUCACCAAAAUUCUACUUGAAUAUGUGCAGCCAAGUUCUGGACACUUGGGGCUGA
Chilo suppressalis (striped riceborer) is the source of this 4122-nucleotide messenger RNA. The record is from the annotation of a GenBank genome assembly. Lineage: Eukaryota; Metazoa; Arthropoda; Insecta; Lepidoptera; Crambidae.